AUGCAGCAAGCUAGAUCCACUCGUGCGGGAUACAAGAAAUCCCGAAAUGGCUGCACGAGAUGCAAGAAGAGACGAGUCAAGUGCGAUGAGGAAGUUCCAUGCUCGGCUUGUGUGAGGCACAAGGUUCCAUGUAGCCUUGCAUCUCCCGAUGGCGAGCAUGAAGGUAUUCACAUACCCGACCGGUCUCUCCAUCCACCCAACCCUAGCUCUUCUGGCUUCAACUUUUCGUCAUUGCUCUGUGGGUCCCUGUUCGAAAGCCCUCGAGAAGACGCAGACUGUUGGGUUGCCAACGUUGAGCUCAUGUUUCAUUACUCGACUGUCACGUAUAAAACGCUUUGCUUUUCAGACCAGGUUGUGUCAACGUUCCUGCACGACAUGCCUCGUCUGGCUCUCUCUCAUCCGUACUUUCUGCGAGAGAUUUUAUCACUCUCCGCAUAUCAUCUGGCCUAUCUUCAUCCUGAAAAGCGGCAGUCGUAUGUUCUGCUGGCCUCCAAACACCACGACCUGGCUGUUAGAGGUAUCCGAGAAGUCCUCGCGGGGCCAAUAACGUCUGCCAACUGCCAUGCACUAUACGCUGCCGCGAUAUUUAUUGUUAUCAACAAAUUCGCCGCCUUCCCUAGUUGCGAGGACUAUCAAGCACACGGAUGCUUGAUGCCGAUUCAGGCACUGGUUGAGAUGUUUUCUCUUGUCAACGGCAUCAGUGCUCUCCUGAUGUCCUCGGAAGGAAAAAGCAUUCUUAAUGGGCCACUAAAGGAUUUUUUCAGCCGGUCUAUUGUUCCUUAUCCGCCGAGCGAACUGUUCCAUGGGCUCUUAACUCGUGUACCCGAGCUCAAACUCCGGGCAGAGUCGGACGCUUUGGACCCGAAGGCGAAACUCAUUUUAAUCACGACCCUUCAGUGUUUUGCCGAAUGCCUUGAAGAUACAAUUAAUCGUCCAACCGUGUCGUGUCCACCAGAGAUGCGUGUCCAGUUCAUGUGGCCAAUGAUGGUCACGCGUGACUUUCUCGACUUGGCGGGCUCAGGACAUCCGUUGGCUCUGGUGACUUUGGCGUAUUACGACACAUUAUUGUCUUGGGCAGAGUCUAGAUAUUGGUUCUUUGAGGGCUGGGCGCAGCCAUUGAUGGAAGCUAUUAUCGAAAAAGUUCGAGGGUCCGAGUGGGAGGAUCUUGUGAGUUGGCCUGCGAGUAUCGUUUUGAAGGAAAAGGAGGCACCUUUAGACGCGAUGGGAAUUCCUGGAGUAGUAUGA
Messenger RNA from Fusarium vanettenii 77-13-4, 1245 nucleotides. RefSeq lists its product as uncharacterized. Lineage: Eukaryota; Fungi; Ascomycota; Sordariomycetes; Hypocreales; Nectriaceae. Gene Ontology annotation, biological process: regulation of transcription by RNA polymerase II. Gene Ontology annotation, molecular function: zinc ion binding; DNA-binding transcription activator activity, RNA polymerase II-specific. The transcript has 2 exons. Bases 1 to 1245 code for a protein of 414 amino acids. The record is from RefSeq and is a predicted model, not a curated record.